AUGCCGGUGCUGUACCACCUGACACUGCAGAAGCCCACGGCCAUCACCAAAAUCGCGUAUGGAAAUUUCUCGGGGCCAAAGGUGCACGAAAUCGUGGUGUCCAAGGGACAGGUGUUGGAGCUCCUAAGAGCGGACAAGCAGGGCAAGCUCAACCUGAUUGUGUCCAAAGACAUCUUCGGGAUAAUUCGUUGCCUCCAGACAUUUCGCCUCACCGGUAGCAACAAGGAUUAUGUAGUUAUUGGUAGCGACUCAGGGAGGUUAGUGAUCCUUCAGUUUAGCAACGAGAAAAAUGAUUUUGUGAGAGUGCACUGUGAAACUUACGGCAAAAGUGGCCUUCGAAGGAUAAUCCCAGGAGAGUACAUAGCAGUGGACCCAAAGGGAAGAGCCCUCAUGAUAUGUGCAAUAGAGAGACAGAAAUUUGUAUACAUACUAAAUAGAGAUAACAAAGAACAACUAACUAUUAGCAGCCCAUUAGAUGCGCACAAAUCACAUACCAUAUGUCAUGAUGUAGUCGGGAUGGACGUUGGGUUCGAGAACCCAAUGUUUGCAUCUAUUGAACAGAAUUACGAAAUGUAUGAUAAGCAGGUGACAAAUACAACUGAGAUUGAUGCAUGUACAAGGAAAACACUCCUAUGUCUGUGGGAAAUGGACCUAGGUCUAAAUCACGUGAUUAGAAAACAUACUCUCCCGAUUGACAUGAGCGCACAUUUGUUAAUUCCUAUUCCAGGAGGGCAACAAGGACCAAGUGGAGUCAUCGUCUGUUGUGAUAAUUACUUGGUUUACAAAAAAGUCGAACACGUAGAUGUGUAUUGUGCUUACCCAAGGAGACUUGAAACAGGACAAGAGAAAAACAUUUCUAUCGUGUGUAGCACAGUUCACAGAAUUAGGAAGUUCUUCUUCAUUCUUAUACAAUCCGAAUAUGGUGAUCUCUACAAAAUUGAAAUGGAUCAUCAAGAUGGAGUUGUAAAAGAAAUUACCUGCAAAUAUUUCGACACCGUUCCAGUAGCCAACGCUAUAUGUGUGAUGAAAUCUGGAUCCCUUUUCGUAGCAGCCGAAUUUGGAAACCACUUCUUUUAUCAGUUUUCAGGAAUAGGAGAUGAUGAUAAUGAAGCUAUGUGCACGUCGAAACAUCCCUCAGGUAGAAAUGCUAUCAUUGCCUUUAGGACGAAGAAACUCACAAAUCUAUUUCUCAUAGAUCAGGUGUAUUCUCUGUCGCCCAUUUUGGACAUGAAAAUUCUGGACGCGAAGAAUGCCAAUAGCCCCCAAAUUUAUGCCCUCUGCGGAAGAGGACCGAGAUCUUCCCUUCGUAUCUUGCAACAUGGAUUGAGUAUAGAAGAACUAGCAGAUAAUGAACUCCCUGGAAGACCGAAAUAUAUUUGGACUAUUAAAAAAGACAACGCAAGUGAUUAUGAUGGGUACAUAAUUGUUAGUUUUGAAGGUAGCACACUUAUUUUAGAAAUCGGUGAAACAGUGGAGGAGGUUGUAGAUACCUUACUCCUAACAAACGUAACGACCAUUCAUGUGAAUAUACUUUACGAUAACUCUCUCAUUCAAGUGCACGAUACUGGUAUAAGACACAUAAACGGAAAGGUUAUAAACGAGUGGGUACCUCCCAAAAAUAAACAAGUGAAAGCAGCCACAUCAAAUGCCACUCAAAUUGUAAUUUCACUCAGUGGAGGAGAGUUAAUUUAUUUCGAAAUUGAUGAAUCACAUAGUUUAGUUGAAAUAUUUAGAAAAAGCCUUAACGUAGAAAUUUUGUGUCUUUCUAUACAAGAGGUAGAGGAGAAUAAAGUGAGGGCCAACUUCCUAGCUGUUGGUUGCUUGGACAAUGUUGUGAGGUUACUUUCCAUCGAAAAGGAAAAAUAUUUUAAUCAGUUGUCCACCUUUAUUUUGCCAAAUAAUUCAUCAGCACAAGAUAUUUGCAUAUCUGAAAUGUGUGAAUUGGGUAACGACAAAGAGAGGAAAUUGCUCUUCCUUAACAUUGGACUGAAUAAUGGAGUACUUUUGCGAAGUGUGGUAGAUCCCAUUACAGGCACACUGACCAACCAUUACUCAAAAUACUUGGGUGCAAAAAAUGUAAAAAUAUGUCCAGUCCAUGUGAAGAAAAACCCAGCUCUCCUUGUUCUAUGCGAAAAGACGUACUUAUGUUACGUUCAUCAGGGGAAAUAUAUUUACUCUCCUUUAAAUUAUGAUAUUUUAGAAUACGCAUCGUCUUUCCAUUCGGAACAGUGCUCCGAUGGAUACGUUGCAAUAUCGGGAAGUAGUUUGCGUAUCUUCCGUUUCUAUCGCUUGGGGGAGGUGUUCAGUCAAAAUAUUUUGCACUUAUCAUUUACGCCCAGAAAAAUUGUACCGCUCCCUUUCCCUUCCCUCUUUUAUGAUCACGACACGUCUAUCGAAAUUGAGCGACAAAAGAAUAUACGCAUGCUGGCUAUCAUCGAGGCCGAUCAUAAUGCGUACGACGAGAAUACCCUGCGCGAAAUUCAAAGGGCACUCAAGGGUAUUCAGCUCGAAGGGGAAGAGCAUACCGGUUCGAACGGACCAUCCCACUCUGAUGGGCGUGAUCUGCAAGACAACCUCCCCAAUGGGACGAAAAAUCAAGGACAUUCAAAAAAUCAGCUCUUGGAGCAGGAGGAAAACGAACAGAUGGAAAAUGCAUCCAGUCGCCAAAACGGAGAAGUGGACCAUAACGAUGGGGAGGAAGAUGAAGAAGCGGAUGAUGAGGAGGAAGAACUCCUCUACGAUCGAAUAGGAACCGUUAAGGCAGGUCCCGGCAAGUGGGGAUCCUGCAUAAAGAUAAUUCACCCAGUCAGUUUACAAACCAUUGAUAAAAUUUCACUCGAGAUGGAAGAAGCAGCCUUAAGUGUCUGUGCCUGUGAGUUGGAAGCUCUCCAUUGCUUAAUAGUUGGCACCACGACAAACUUGUCCCUAAAAAAUCGAACGGCUACAACAGCAGCUCUGCGUGUCUACACAUACGACAUCAACUACAAACUUAAUCUCCUGCACAUAACGCCAGUAGAAGAUCAGCCAUUCUGUUUCUCUCCAUUUAAUGGAAGGCUCCUAGCUUCUGUUGGAAACAAGCUAAGAAUAUAUGCACUCGGAAAAAAAAAGUUACUAAAAAAAUGCGAAUAUAAGGAUAUCCCUGAGGCGAUCAUCUCCAUUAAGGUGUCUGGUGAUCGUAUCUUCGCCUCUGACAUAAGAGAAUCCGUCUUGGUUUUUUUUUACGAUGCCAAUAUGAACGCCUUAAGGCUAAUUUCGGAUGACAUAAUUCCAAGGUGGAUCACCUGCUCCGAGAUUCUGGACCAUCACACGAUUAUGGCGGCAGAUAAAUUCGACUCCGUCUUUGUGCUCCGGGUGCCGGAGGAGGCCAAGCAAGAGGAGUAUGGUAUUUCGAACAAGUGUUGGUACGGAGGUGAAAUGAUGGCCGGGUCGAACAAGAACAGGAGGCUCGAGCACAUCAUGAACUUCCACGUGGGAGAAAUAGUCACGUCGCUGCAGAAGGUGAAGUUGUCCCCCACGAGUAGCGAGUGCAUAAUAUAUUCCACUAUCAUGGGAACAAUAGGGGCGUUUAUCCCGUACGAUAAUAAGGAGGAGCUGGAGCUGACUCAGCACCUGGAAAUCAUUUUGAGGACGGAGAACCCCCCGCUGUGUGGACGGGAGCACAUAUUUUUUCGUUCCUACUACCACCCUGUCCAGCACGUCAUUGACGGAGAUCUAUGCGAGCAAUUUUCCAGUCUGCCAUACGACAUUCAGAGGAAAGUGGCAGCCGACUUGGAGAGAACCCCAGAUGACAUCCUAAGAAAGUUGGAAGACAUUCGUAAUAAAAUUCUUUAA
Messenger RNA from Plasmodium knowlesi strain H, 3831 nucleotides. RefSeq names its product splicing factor 3B subunit 3, putative. Bases 1 to 3831 code for a protein of 1276 amino acids. Gene Ontology annotation, cellular component: nucleus; U2 snRNP. Gene Ontology annotation, biological process: mRNA splicing, via spliceosome. The record is from RefSeq and is a predicted model, not a curated record. The transcript has 5 exons. Lineage: Eukaryota; Apicomplexa; Aconoidasida; Haemosporida; Plasmodiidae. Gene Ontology annotation, molecular function: U2 snRNA binding; protein binding.